Messenger RNA from Ananas comosus (pineapple), 2630 nucleotides. Its product is annotated as heat stress transcription factor A-1-like. Bases 321 to 1847 code for a protein of 508 amino acids. The record is from RefSeq and is a predicted model, not a curated record. NCBI's taxonomy places the organism in Eukaryota, Viridiplantae, Streptophyta, Magnoliopsida, Poales, Bromeliaceae. The transcript has 2 exons. Gene Ontology annotation, molecular function: RNA polymerase II cis-regulatory region sequence-specific DNA binding; DNA-binding transcription factor activity. Gene Ontology annotation, cellular component: nucleus. Gene Ontology annotation, biological process: regulation of transcription by RNA polymerase II.
UUUCCAUCCCCGAGGGUACUUUUCCCUGCUGUCUACCCCCCGACGCUUUCGGCGUCAUUUAGCCGGAAGGGGCGCAACGUUCUCGCAAUCCAUGAAACCCUUCUUCUCGGCGUCGUUCUCCAACAAGAGACCGAUCUGUCCAAUUCGGAAGUUAAAAGAGAAAAUUGAUUGACAAAAACACCUAGAGAGAAAACGGGGGAAAAAAGCCCUCGAAUCGCAUGAUCUCAACCCUAAUCCCUCCGAUCCCUUCUUAGAUAUCCAGAUCGGCUUCAACCCCCUAAAACCCUAGCCCUUAUUACUCUCGCGACCGGGGCGGCGGGAUGGGCCGCGGUGGAGGAGGAGCGGCGGCGUCGGCGUCGGCGGCGGCGGGGCCGAACCCGAGCCUGAACGGGAACGCUCCGCCGCCGUUCCUGAGCAAGACGUACGACAUGGUGGACGACCCGGCGACGGACGCGAUCGUGUCGUGGGGCCGCGAAAACAACAGCUUCGUGGUGUGGAACACCCCCGAGUUCGCCCGGGACCUCCUUCCCAAGUACUUCAAGCACAAUAACUUCUCCAGCUUCGUUCGACAGCUCAACACCUACGGAUUUAGGAAAGUCGAUCCCGAUAGAUGGGAAUUUGCAAACGAGAGCUUCUUAAGAGGCCAAAAGCAUCUUCUGAAAACCAUCAAUCGGCGAAAAUCAUCCCAUCCACACAAUGAAACCCCUCAGCCCAAAUCUCAGACUGCUGCCUGUGUUGAGGUGGGGAAAUUCGGCCUCGAGGAAGAGAUCGAAAGGCUCAAGAGGGACAAAAACAUCCUCAUGCAAGAGCUUGUUAGACUCAGACAGCAACAACAAGCCACUGAUCAGCAGUUACACACCCUCGGAAACCGACUACAAGGGAUGGAACAGCGGCAGCAACAAAUGAUGUCCUUCCUAGCCAAGGCCAUGCAGAGCCCUGGUUUCUUAGCCCAGUUCAUGCAACAAAACGAUAGUAAUAAACGGAUUGCCGCUGCCAGCAAGAAACGGAGGUUGCCUAAGCAAGAAGCCGGUUUGGAUGCCGGAAGCAAUUCUCCUGAUGGCCAGAUUGUUAAAUACCAGCCAAUGAUCAAUGAAGCGGCGAAGGCAAUGCUGAGGCAGAUACUUAAGCUGGACGGGUCUUCUCCGCCUAGAUUGGAACAGUUGAGCAACUCUGACAAUUUCUCACUGGAGAAUUUCAUGCCUCCGUCUGAGGCAACUACUUUUGAUAGCACUUCUUCGAAUAGAAAUUCCGGAGUAACCCUUGCAGAGGUCCCUUCUGGAUUGAGUGUACCGUACGUAACAGCAAGCACUGGAUUUUCUGCAAUCUGCUCGUCUUCGGCUGCUUCAGAAAUUCAAUCUCCCAUUGGUUUAUCUGAUAAUAAGAAUUCAUCAGAAGAGCUCAGAGAUAUGGAUGUUCUAUCAUCAGUUCCCGAAACCAUCCCUUCUCCUAGCCCUACUGAUAUGAGUGUUCCAGAAUUUUCUGAAUUACAGGAUAUAGUUUCGGAGGACAGUGUUGUAAAUAUUCCAGGGGAGAGCUUCGUCGGUGCGUACAUAAACCCUAUUGCAGAAGUUGAGGCCGAUAAUGCUGUACCAAUUGAGACAGAUGAUAUUUUGUAUGGCGAUGAUGAGCAGAAGCUUCCGGGAAUUAUUGACACUUUCUGGGAGCAGUUUCUUGCGAGUAGUCCAAUUUCGAGUGAGGCGGUGGAGGAGGUUGAGUUGAGCGGGCAGGAAGGAAAGGCGGUGAUGCAGCAGAGACCUCAGAAUAGUAAUAAUGGGUGGGACAGUGCGCGGAACAUGGAGAAUCUCACUGAACAGAUGGGGCUUCUUUCCUCGGACCGCAAAGGUUGAUACUGUAAAACCUCUACGGUUAGAAAAUGUUUCAGUUUCUUCAAUGCGAGCCUAUGUGACAGUUGUACAUAUAAAGAGGAUUUCAUUGUUGUCUUCCUUUUUGGAGCUUAAUCAGCCUUUAAUUGAAACGAAGUGAUAUAUUGAAGGGUUAAUUAACAGAAUUUGUCCGUCAAGUUUGGUCCGGGUUCAAUUUUAUUCUCAUGGUUUCAAUUGAAGCAAUUUUGUGGUUUCAAUCGAAACAAUUUUGUCCAUGAAUUUUGACUUAAUUUCAUUUAUCAGAGUUCCAGUUUCAACCCUAAAUGUCGGUUUCAAUUUCGUCCCUACAGUUUGACCCCCAGAAUCCAGUAUUGUUCUUGGUGCUGAGUUCAACAAUGGAAAGUCUUGUCAUUGUGCUGACAUGGAACUUGAGUAAAAGGACUCGAUUUUAUGCUUAUGCGGGACAAACUUCACGGACUGGAUUGUAACAAAUCAAAGGAAAACAAAAUUGAAAUUGAUUGAACUUCAGGGACCAAAUUUGCUGUUAAACCUAUGUUACAAUAAGGUAAAUUGCAACUUUGUUCGUUAACGUUAUUUUGUUGUGCAACAGUUGCAUUAUGUUCUUCUCCGGGUCUGUCAUCUUGUCAGUUUCGUGCAAUUUAGUAGUACGUUAGCAGCAAGGUCUUUUUUGGCAAAUUUGUACUUGAAUCAUUCCUUCGAUGCCUUUGGAUUGUCUGUUUGGAAACAUACUUUCUUUGUAGUUUGAGAAUGAAGAAUCUUAUGCCUGCUAUGCCGUGGCACUUGGAA